Linum trigynum is the source of this 777-nucleotide messenger RNA. The record is from the annotation of a GenBank genome assembly. NCBI's taxonomy places the organism in Eukaryota, Viridiplantae, Streptophyta, Magnoliopsida, Malpighiales, Linaceae.
AUGUCAUGUUUCCGUCUUCCCCUGGCUCUUUGUCGUCUUUUAGAUAAGCAUGUGGCCGGUUUUUGGUGGGGUGCUGAGGACGGUAAUCCCAAGAUUAGAUGGGUGUCCUGGAGUAGUAUGUGCAGGAGUAAGCAUGAUGGGGGGAUGGGAUUCCGCCAGUUCAAGCAUUUCAAUCAAGCUCUUUUGGCUAAGAUAGGCUGGCGUAUUCUCAAUGAACCUCAAUCACUUAUUGCUCAGGUCUAUAAAGGCAAGUAUUUCCCUCAAAGAUCUUUCCUGACCGCGACGGCUAGGUCUCGUCCCUCUUGGGUGUGGCAAAGCAUCCUUCAUGGGCGUCAGUUAUUGGAGAGGGGUUUGAGAUGGCAGGUUGGUAAUGGACAAUCGGUCUCUCUCCUGCAUUCUAACUGGAUUCCUAGGUGCCAACUAGAUCCCCCAGGCUAUAAUCCGCGAAUCUUGCCAGAGGGGGGUGAUCCUUUGGUGGCAGAAUUAAUUAGUGAGGGGGGAGGGAGGUGGUCUGAUGAGAAGCUCAGUCAAUGGUUUGACCCGCCCACCUGUAAGGCUAUCAAAGCUAUCCCUCUUCCGCGUUGGGAUGUGCCGGAUAAGCUUAUAUGGCAUUUUACGGCUGAAGGGGUCUUCUCGUUUAAGUCGUCUUAUCAUCUGGCUGUCGAUUUGCACAGAAGGAGGGGUGGGUGGCGAUCCUCGGUUAGCUGGAUGGAUAAGCCGAGUUGGGUUAGAAUUUGGGAGGCGAAGAUCCCUCCGAAGUUGAAGGUUUUCCUUUGA